Messenger RNA from Beauveria bassiana ARSEF 2860, 606 nucleotides. RefSeq lists its product as uncharacterized. The record is from RefSeq and is a predicted model, not a curated record. Bases 1 to 606 code for a protein of 201 amino acids. The transcript has 2 exons. Lineage: Eukaryota; Fungi; Ascomycota; Sordariomycetes; Hypocreales; Cordycipitaceae.
AUGUCUCUCGACCAUCGCGAACACAGCAACUUCGCAACCCCAAACUCAUUCCAAAGCUCACAAAUGAUGCUCCAAACCCUUUGGAGAAAAAGAAGGGCGCCGCAGACGAGGAACUGGCUAGGCAGGAAUCUGAGAGAGAAAGGCGACGCGCUUUGGAGGAUAGGGAUGAUGAGUCGGAUGAGGCCCCGCGACGACCGAGGUCGCCCUCUGUCGACUCUGUGUCAACUGUGUCCACCAACUCGCGCGCUGGCUCGGCAUCGCCGCCCAUACGUCCAAGAGACCGAUACGGCUCUGAAAGCGGGGAAGAGGCUGGGGAAGUGGAAGAGUCGCGACAUAGGAGGCAAUACUCGAGAAGUCGGUCGCCACGACGUACCAGAGAACGGCGCGAGGAUACGCGACCAGCUUCUCCCCGGGGCUCGGAUCACAGGCGCAGAGACGGGGAGCGUCGUCGCAGGUCUCGGUCACCACGUGAGCGUGGUGACAGAGGAGACAGAAAUGGCGAGCAGGGGAAUCAUGGAGAUAGGAAUCGCCAUCGACGAGACACCGCGCCUAGGAGCGACACAAGAGAGCGCAGUCUCAGCCCUUUCAGCCAACGUUUGGCUAUGA